Messenger RNA from Ochotona curzoniae (black-lipped pika), 4946 nucleotides. RefSeq names its product calpain 15 (gene CAPN15). Gene Ontology annotation, cellular component: cytoplasm. NCBI's taxonomy places the organism in Eukaryota, Metazoa, Chordata, Mammalia, Lagomorpha, Ochotonidae. The record is from RefSeq and is a predicted model, not a curated record. Gene Ontology annotation, biological process: proteolysis. The transcript has 11 exons. The coding region runs from base 1018 to 4188 and encodes 1056 amino acids. Gene Ontology annotation, molecular function: calcium-dependent cysteine-type endopeptidase activity.
GCUUGGUUUGAACCCACGGGCUUGGUGCUUUGGUACCCCGUGACCCUACAGCAUAUAUGGGUGGCUGUGGCAGGGUUGAGGCUAGGUCCCAACAGAUCUCUUGGCCAUUUAGUCACUGACCCUGAGGCCCUCUGCGUUGGCCUGCCUGUUGGAGAGGCUUGUAGUGUCAGCCAAGAGAAGGCAGUGCCCCUAGGUGUCCCAGAGCCCUGGUCUCUGACUGCAGGCUGGCCACACGUGAUGGGAAGGUGGUGUGUCAUUUCCACCUGCCUGGGCUACAGGUACAAUCUGCAUGGGCUUGUCCACUGGGGUAGCCUGACUGCUGUCCGUUGUCCCCUGUGCCAGGGGGACUGGGCCCUUCUGCUCUUGCUGCUAGGGAAUAGGUGUGUGAUGACCAGGGCACAGGAGCCAGGCAGAAGGCUCUCAAUGCUGCCCCUGAUCUAGGCCCACUGACUGGGCCACCAGCUCUCUGUGUGACAGGCCCAGAAAAAGCCUCUGGCCUCCUGGGCUGCUUCCCCAUGUGGUGCCCCUCUCUGUCCACUUGCAUGUCCAUGGGGGACAUGUGCACGGAGCCUCAGCCGUGGGGCAAGGCCGCUGUAAUUCACCAGCCUGUGCCAGGCUCUGAGAGGCAGGUGCAUUGUCUGGGGAUUCUCUGCAUUGCAUGGUGUUUAAUUUACUUCUGCUCCAAGGGGCAAACUCACUUUCUUCCUACACCAAAGCUUGGCUGGGAUGAUGGUGUAAGAAGUGCAUGGUUCGUGCCUUGUUCUAAAGAACGAUUGAUUUUUCUGCCGGACUGAGCAGCUAGUCAGUUCAGGAGACUCGCUGUACCCCAGGGAACCCCCACUGCCAGACCUGGCUUGGUGCCAUAGAGGCACCUUCCCACUGCUCACACAGGCACCAGGCUGGCUCCACUUGUGCCCAUGCAGGGUCCAGCCCCCUGCCGGGUCUGGGCAGCACACUGCACAGCGCAGUGCCCUAAGCGGGGCCUUCUCUUGCAGCCACACCCACUCGCCUGGGUCUAUGGCCACGGUUGGGGCAUGGUCCUGUGCGCGCUGCACCUUCCUGAACCCUGCUGGCCAGCGGCAGUGCUCCAUCUGUGAAGCCCCACGACACAAACCCGACCUUGACCAGAUUCUGCGGCUCAGCGUGGAGGAGCAGAAAUGGCCCUGUGCCCGUUGCACAUUCCGGAACUUCCUGGGCAAGGAGGCUUGCGAGAUGUGCGGGUUCACUCCAGAGCCCACGCCUGGAGCCCCUCUGCUGCCCAUCCUCAACGGGGUCCUUCCCAGGCCACCCGCCGUGCUGGCAGAGCCUGGGAGCUGCAGCCGCGAGGAGGCAGGCCCAGCACGGCCCGAGGAGGACCGAAAGGAGGCGCACAGUGACCACGAGGAGGAGGAAGGGGCAGCAGAGCCCGGGAGCAGCUGGGCCUGCCAGCGCUGCACGCUGCUCAAUACUCCUGUGGCCACCUCCUGCUCCGUCUGUGGUGGCCCCCGCAAGCUCUCACUGCCCAGGAUACCCCCAGAGGCCCUGGUGGUCCCUGAGAUCAUGGCCCCUGCCGGCUUCCAUGUCGUGCCAGCUCCCUCACAGCCAGCCCUCCCCGAAGUGGACCCUCCACCCUCUGACCAAGAGACCCCCAGGAUCCCACCCUUCAGUCCCUUCUCACCCACUCUGCAGAACAAUCCUGUACCCCGAAGCCGCCGGGAAGUACCCCCCCAGCUACAGCCGCCUGUGCCUGAGGCCGCUCAGCCGUUGACCCCAGCAGGCUCGCAGGGCCCUGCACGGGCAGGAACGGGCAGCUGCCGACUAGCCGAGAUGCUGUCAGGCAAGCGGCUGAGUGUGCCCGAUGAGGAGGCCCCUGAGGGGGGUCCCUCCCAAGGGGAGCCUUGCAGGGACGUCAUCGACCUGACGGGCGACUCGGUGCGCUACACGCCCUCUAGCCCCUCCAGCCCCGACUUCACCACCUGGUCCUGCGCAAAGUGCACCCUCCGGAACCCCACGGCUGCCCCCCGGUGCACAGUGUGUGGCUGCUCCAAGCUGCAUGGCUUCCAGGAGCACUCCGAGCCCCUGGCACGCUGCCCCGACUGCGGCGCCAGCAAGCCAGGCCCCUGCAUGGGCAGAGGCUGCGGGCGGGCACCCUCAGCCCACAAGGCUGCCCGCCUGGCACCUGAACGCCCUGGCCAGUGGGCCUGCCUUACCUGUACCCUACUCAAUGCGCCGCGGGCCAAGCACUGUGCUGUGUGUCACACACCACAGCUUGCGGAGGCACAGCACCGGGCGGCCGCCCCGCUGCGGCGCCGGGAGAGCAUGCAUGUGGAGAAGCGGCGGCAGACAGACGAGGGCGAGGCCAAGGCCCAAUGGGAGAACAUCGUGGCCUUCUGCCGGGAGAACAGCGUGAACUUCGUGGAUGACAGCUUCCCACCUGGGCCUGCAUCAGUGGGCUUCCCGGCGGGAGACAGUGUCCAGCAGCGCGUGAAACAAUGGCUGCGGCCCCACGAGAUCAACUGCUCCGUCUUCAGGGACCGUGACACCUCGUGGUCCGUCUUUCACACCCUGCAACCCUCAGACAUCUUGCAGGGCCUGCUAGGCAAUUGCUGGUUCCUGAGUGCCCUGGCAGUGCUGGCAGAGCGGCCCGACCUGGUGGAGCGGGUGAUGGUGACGCGCAGCCUGUGUGCAGAGGGUGCCUACCAGGUGCGGCUGUGCAAGGAUGGCACCUGGACCACUGUGCUGGUGGACGACAUGCUGCCCUGUGACGAGGCCGGCUUCCUGCUCUUCUCGCAGGCUCAGCGGAAGCAGCUGUGGGUGGCCCUGAUCGAGAAGGCCUUGGCCAAGCUGCACGGGUCCUACUUUGCACUGCAGGCAGGGCGCGCCAUCGAAGGCCUAGCCACGCUCACCGGCGCCCCCUGCGAGAGCCUCGCACUGCAGGUCAGCUCCACCAACCCCCGGGAGGAACCUGUAGACACUGACCUCAUCUGGGCCAAAAUGCUGAGUUCUAAGGAGGCUGGGUUCCUCAUGGGUGCCUCCUGUGGAGGGGGCAACAUGAAGGUGGAUGAUGCUGCAUAUGAGAGCCUGGGUCUUCGUCCCCGGCAUGCCUACUCAGUCCUGGACGUGCGGGAUGUGCAGGGUUCCAGGCUCCUGCGGCUCCGCAACCCUUGGGGUCGCUUCUCCUGGAACGGCAGCUGGUCAGACGAGUGGCCACACUGGCCGGGGAACCUGCGCAGUGAGCUCAUGCCACAUGGCAGCAGCGAGGGCGUCUUUUGGAUGGAGUACAGCGACUUCGUCAGGUACUUCGACUCGGUGGACAUCUGCAAGGUGCACUCAGACUGGCAGGAGGCCCGGGUGCAGGGCUGCUUCCCCAGCACAGCCAGCGGGCCCGUGGGGGUCACGGCACUCACGGUGCUCGAGCGUGCCUCACUGGAAUUCGCUCUCUUCCAGGAGGGCAGCAGGCGCUCCGACGCGGUGGACAGCCACUUGCUGGACCUCUGCAUCCUGGUAUUUCGUGCCGCCUUUGGCAGCGGCGGCCGCCUGAACCUGGGCCGCCUCCUGGCCCACAGCAAGCGCGCGGUCAAGAAGUUCGUGCACUGCGAUGUGAUGCUGGAGCCCGGCGAGUAUGCGGUGGUGUGCUGUGCCUUCAACCACUGGAGUCCCGGCGCCCCCUUGGCCAGUGCACAAGCCUCCAGCCCCUCGGCAGGGACCCCUCGAGGCCCCCCUGAGCCGCCUGGCCAUGUGCUCGCCGUGUACAGCUCGCGGCUGGUCAUGGUGGAGCCCGUGGAGGCGCAGCCGACCACGCUGGCCGAUGCCAUCAUCCUGCUCACCGAGAGCCGUGGGGAACGGCACGAGGGCCGGGAGGGCAUGACCUGCUACUACCUGACACAUGGCUGGGCGGGACUCAUCGUGGUGGUGGAGAACCGGCACCCCAAGUCCUACCUGCACGUACAGUGUGACUGCACCGACAGCUUCAACGUGGUGUCCACCCGGGGCAGCCUGCGCACCCAGGACAGCGUGCCGCCCCUGCACAGGCAGGUCCUGGUGAUCCUGUCCCAGCUGGAAGGCAAUGCAGGGUUCUCCAUCACCCACCGCCUGGCACACCGCAAGGCGGCCCAGCCCUUUCUCGGCGAUUGGACGGCCUGUAAGGGCACCCACAGCCCCCCACUCACACCUGAGGUGGCUGGCCUGCACGGGCCCCGGCCCCUGUGACCGACACGCACUUUACGAGGGAGACCCAACGGACGACGCUUGAAUCAGAAACUCAGGGCCCUGCCCAGGGAGUGCUGACUCCCGUGGGCCCCCACCCACCCCAGGCACCCGCAGUCUGCCCGGCCAGGCCUGCUGGCCAGCAAGCAGAAUACCUCGCACUGGGCGGACUCUGCCAGCCUCAGGACAGGGUCAGUGGCUGUGAGCCCAGCCGGGACAUGGGGGCCCUGGCCAGGCCAGGGUGAGGCCAGGGCUCUGCUCUGGUGAGCUGCACAGUAGAAGAGCCCCCAGAGCCCAGCUCCCUGCUUCCUACCAGGUGGGGGGGGGGUGUCCCUGGAGGCAGGCAGGCCGCGCCUUGCGACACUAUGCAAUGCCCGGGGUGCACAGGAUCCAAGCCAUGACAGGCAGUAGGCAGUGGGCUGGCCCUGCAGGUUGCUGCACACCAUUGGAGCCAGUGUGGAUCCUCGGCCUGGGCCCUGGCCCGAAAGGAGCCCUAUUGCCGACACCCCUGGGCACAGCUGCUCUCCACUCCCUGGAAGCCCCUGUCCUCCUCUGUGCCCCAUGUCCCCUUAUGCAGGGUUCACACCUGUUCCCCCUGGCAUCCUUUUGCUGUGAAUAUUUUUAACCCUGUAAAUAAGGCCAGCUCUUGUGUCAGAGACUAUUUUAUCAGCCGUCCCUUGUCUUCGGUGGUUCUAGAUGGUUCUCUAUGGGUGGUUUCUAGACUCAGGCACCAACGGACCAAAUAAAAGCAUUUUGUUUUG